AUGUUGCAAUGGGAGAUAAUAAGUUAUUUUAAGAAUGAUCGAUUGUAAAAUUUUGAUGAAAUAAUUGUACAAAUCGAGGGUGUGUAUGAUAAAAUUGUGAAAAAUUCAAAUGAAUGGAAAUACCAUUAUCUUUGGGUGUAAAUGGUUGGCUAAAUCAUAUAAUAUAAUCCUUUUUUAACAAAACACAAAUUAUCUCAAUAAAUAAGUGAGCUCAAUAUUGAAGGAAGGUCAGAUUAAAUUUGGAAGGAAUUUUAGAAAAAAGGAUUACUAAUUUUAAUGAAUCAUACUAAUGGCUAAGCUGUCAUCUAACUUGAAAAACUUCAUAAUAAAUAAUUAAGUUAAAUUGAUAGAACAAUCUUAGAAACCGUUUUCAAAGAAUCGGAAAUCUUCUUAUUACUUAAAGAUUUUCUCAUAAAUGAACAAUUUCAAAAUAUUCCUUUUUCAUUUGGAUCAUAUUUAAACAGCAAAUUUGAAAAUUUUGAAGGAAAAAUUCUCUAAAAUAAUGAAAAUAUUUUGACUAUUUAAAAUAUUAAAAGGUUUUUGUGUUUUUUGAUUCCCUCUAAACUGCUCACCCUAAUUUAAUAAAAUGAUGAGAAUUUGGAUGAAGUAAUCAAAAUUUGUAAAAAUUUUAUGGUGGAUAAGAAAGGUAAUGAGACUACAAUAUGUAAAAUUUCAUAAUAAUAAAUAAAAAGAAUUAUACAAAGGUUAGAAGACUAUUUCUAAAACAUUUAUGAUAUUAUAAAACUUAUGAGCCUUAAUUAGAACUAUGAGAAAGAGAUGUGUUUUGAUAAUAAGGAUUUUGAGGAACUUAAUAAUCUGUUGAGACUAUAGGAAAGAUUUUAAUUAUUUAUAAUUUUAGAUGAAAGAAUUCAAGCAAAAGGCAAAAAUGGUUUUGAUCACAAUCAUGUAAUUUAGGAUUGGAUUCAAUUAAUUUUGGAAGAAUUGAAAAAAGAAUUGAAUUUUUCUUUUCAUAACAAACCAACAAUAUACCAAGAGAAAAAACAAAAUUCGUGA
Paramecium tetraurelia is the source of this 1014-nucleotide messenger RNA. RefSeq lists its product as uncharacterized. The record is from RefSeq and is a predicted model, not a curated record. NCBI's taxonomy places the organism in Eukaryota, Ciliophora, Oligohymenophorea, Peniculida, Parameciidae. The transcript has a single exon.